UUUAUAUUAUAAUUUAUAAAAAUAACUCCAAAAUAAAAUUAAAAUCACACACUGUAACGACGUAAAAUCUAAAAGCAAUAUCAACACACUUGAUUGUAUAUUAUACGUUUAAAACUACCAUCUACUGCUACAGACAGGAUUUCAAAAUGGACAUGUUACGGAAAGCGUUGAGUGGUCAAGAUCGAGAUAAUGAUAGUUCUACUGGAAUUUUGCCUAAUGUUAAUCAAAUGUCAUCAUUAGAAUGGUCUACUCGUUUAAAAGGAUUUAUUGCUUGCUUUAUAAUUGGAAUUUUUUUUUCACUUUUGGGUGCCACAGCAUUAAUUUUACCUCUACAUAGAAGAAUAGCAGUAUUUGGUAUUUUUUAUACACUCGGAAAUAUUACAUCACUUCUUAGUACUUGUUUUUUAAUGGGACCAGUAAAACAAAUAAAAAAGAUGUUUUCAUCUUCUAGAAUUAUUGCAACAAUUAUUGCUCUUGCAAUGAUUGUCUUAACAUUAGUUGCUGCAAUUGGUAUGAAAAACACCCCUUUAACUUUUCUUUGCAUUAUUUUUCAAUUUCUUGCAUUGACAUGGUACUCUUUGUCAUACAUACCUUACGCUAGAGAUGCCAUUAAAAGCUCAAUGUCUACAAUCAUAGCAUAAUUCUUUAUUCAUUUGUUUAGAAGUUAAUAAAUCGAUUAUAUGAAAAUUAAUGGUUAACUAAAAUUAUCAUCACAGAUGAUAGAAUAUGAAAAUAGACACUGAUAUCUAUCAACUUGUUAUGCAGAUUGUAUUCCAGUAUGUCGUUUUGGUAAAAUUUAUACUUAAUUAUUUAGUGUUAAAAGUGAAUCCAGUUGUCCGCUAAGUCAUAAUUUAUACACUAUUGUUAUUUAUACUAUAUGAGUAUUUAUUUAAUACAAGCAUUUGUUGAAAAUAUCAUA
Messenger RNA from Melanaphis sacchari, 919 nucleotides. RefSeq names its product vesicle transport protein SFT2A. NCBI's taxonomy places the organism in Eukaryota, Metazoa, Arthropoda, Insecta, Hemiptera, Aphididae. The record is from RefSeq and is a predicted model, not a curated record. Bases 147 to 641 code for a protein of 164 amino acids. Gene Ontology annotation, biological process: vesicle-mediated transport. The transcript has 5 exons. Gene Ontology annotation, cellular component: membrane.